AUGGAAAAAAGUUUUGAUAUGCCAUCGGAAAAAUUGCCCUUCGAAGCAGCCAUGGAUAAAGUCGGUUUCGGGCUCUAUGGAGUUUUACUGACGGCUCUCACUGCCAUGAUUUUGCUUGGGUUUUCUUGCAUCGCCUACAGUACUAUGUUCAUAGUACCAACUAGCGCGUGCGAGCUGGCCACCACCCCUAGUCAACAAGGAAUACUGGCUGCUGGGCCUAUCGCUGGUCUUUUGCUUGGUGGGAUGAUAUGGAGCUAUCUCGCGGAUACUCGUGGCCGUCGAACCCCAUUAAUAAUGUCGCUCAUCUUCGGCGCUGUCUUCAACACCAUUGGUACCAUAUCUGUCAACUGGAUUAUGUUGCUGAUUUUUCAGUUUCUUGGGUCAUUCUGCUCAUCUGGAUUGUAUUUAAUGUCAAUGUCCUUACUCAGUGAGAGUGUACCCAUGGCGAAUAGAAGUAUCGUCGUCAUCAUCGUUUCCAGCGUCACGCUUGUUGCUCAAGGAUUUAUGGCUCGCUUGGGAAUUUAUUGGAACUCUUGGCGUAUGCUCUUAUUGAUAUUCUCCAUACCUCACAUUUUCUCUGCUAUUUGUCUCGUGUUUAUGCAGGAGAGCCCAAAAUUUGUUUUUACAAAAGGAGAUGAAAACAAAGCGUUGGAAAUAUUGCAAGCCAUUCAUUACAUCAAUAACUGGACAGUAGACCAAGAAUUACAAGUUAAAUGUCUACUUAAAGAUGAAGUUUCAGUAAUUAUAGAUUCUACAUCAAAAUCAAUGGAAAAGGAUCACAUGUCCUUGUUCAGGAUGCCUCUACUCAAGAACAUUAUAAUUAUGCUGUUUCUCUACACAGUUCAACAGUUUGGUGCGUUUUUUGUGUGGUUGCCGAAAAUUGCAGACCAGUUCGUGCGUAUUAUACAAACUGGUGACAAGGCAAACCUCACCAUGUGCCGUGUAUUGAACAUGAAACCUCGUAUUGUUAAUAUUAACGAAACGCCCUGUUCCCUUGAUGAGACGUCGCUUUUGAUAGUACUUAGUAUCGGAGUGUUGCAAGCUAUCUUUAACUUUUGCGUCGGCUAUAUUAUUAACUUUGUUGGCCGUCGGAACAUGACCAUGGUUAUGUUCCUGGCAAGCGGAGUGAGCAGCAUUCUAGUAAAUCUUGUGCCACACACCAUCGGCAGCGCGGCGCUCUUUAUAUUUAUGUCAAUGGGAGGCAUUGUAUAUGGUUUGUGCACAUCCAUCUGUGUUGACCUGUUCCUUACUAAUUUAAGGACCCUUGUCAUCGCCAUGACAAUGACAACCCAUUAUGUAGGCACAGUUGCAUCUAUUCAAAUCUUUAAUUUGUCAUUACUGAAUCAUUGCGACACAUCGUUUUACCUGUUCGGCUCUAUACUUGUAUUAGCUGCAGUAGUCACGUCGUUCCUGCCAAACGAUCUCCAAGUUAGGAAGCAAACAAUACAGCUAGAACUAGUCGACAUAGAAAGUUUAAUGGACGAACCAAGAAAGGAGAAUUAA
Molecule: messenger RNA, 1503 nt
Organism: Arctia plantaginis
Lineage: Eukaryota; Metazoa; Arthropoda; Insecta; Lepidoptera; Erebidae
Source: the annotation of a GenBank genome assembly